UCCCCCUGAAGAUCCCCACAGAAAGCUGUGGCCAAACCUCCACCUACAGCCUCUAUAAGGAAACCUGCACAGAUGUUAUCCUACUGCCAUGUGGAGACCUGAGUGGAACAGCAAGGACCAGAGAAACACACGCAGAUAUAGUCCUUCAGUUAAUAUGCAAACAUAUUUCUGUGUUAUUAAAGCUGGCUCUCUGUUUACAUUCUGUUCACUUGUUCUUCUUCUCACAGGUGUUUUCAAACGUUGUGAAAGACUGAGCUCACACUCCUCAACAUGAACCUGACUGACUGUGAUGAUGCCUUCAUGAAACGAGAGAGCUCCACUGUACGUACAGUAUAGCAAUCUACCAGGAGCUGCUUCAGGGCCCUGAGGACAACUCCUUUUACAACAGCUCUGUUCCAGAGAUGCUUCCUCCUCCUCCACAUCCUCAACCUUCACCACCCCUCCUGCUCAUCGCCAGAACUAAGAGUGCCCCACCCCAUCUCAGCAACCACCACCAGUUUCUCCUGCAGCCACCGCCUAAGAGGAAGAGACGUAAAGAAAAAAGGAAAGGUAAAGGCGAGGCAGCGGAAGACGGUGCCCCUCAACACAAAAUCCCCCACAUGGCGGUGGAUCUGCAAGAAACGCCAGAUGAGAAGCAAGGGGCCGAGUCAUCCUCAGAAAAAGGGUCUCUAAUGGACACCCAACAGAAUGAACGAGAGAAAACAGACAUCGAGGGGAACGGAGUGAGCCAAGACAACACACUUGAAAUAACACCCACUACUGAUGACAACGCAAAAACCAACACAAAUGGUGGUGAAGAAAGCAGAACAAAAGAUGGAGGAAGUGAAAAAUUAAGCGAGAAAUCGUCCAAGACUGAGCAGAAGAAGAACGCCGACUCAGGAUCGCACCGUGCCGGGUUCGACGCCUUUAUGACGGGAUACAUUUUUGCCCAUUCAUGUACCCUGAACAAGAAGAAAGGAGUGGAAGCUGUAGGGAAGGAGGAGGAAGAGGAGUCCUGGGUUCCUUCGUGUCUCAAUAAGGUCUACCUCAGCGGUAAAUCUGCUCCUCUCAACGUGGUUAAAAGCACCUUCUCCAAAUCAUCCAAGGCCCAUGUGGCGAAGAUGGAGAUGGUUUGGGGAAAGAAAGUGUAGUGUCCACACUUGAACACAGUAUUUAAGUGUUUAUAUUAGGGCUGCAACUAAUUAUUAUUUUAAUUAGUAAUCUGCAGAUUACUUUUACGAUAAACUGUUUGUUCAAUAAAUUGUCCAAAAAUAAUAAAAAAGGAACAACCUCAAAAGACUCAAAGUCCAAGUGAUUCAAUGUUUUGUUGAGUCCAAACCUAUGGUCCAAACCCAAAGAUGUUGACUUUAAUAUAAUAUUUAACAGAGAAAAGCCAAGAUCUAAAAACUGCAUUUUCUGGCAUUUUUUCCAUGGAUAAUUACUUAAAGGAUACAUCAAUAAUCAAAGAAGUUGGUAUUUUUUUCUCUGGAUGCACCUAUUGAUUGGUCAAUUACUAGUUACAACUCCAAUGUACAUGUGCAGGUUCAAUAUCAAUAAUUGUUUAGCCUGCCAACAGUUUGGCUCAACUAUUUGAUGGACAGUGCUGAACCCCAGAGGAUGGGUAGAUCCCCUUCCUCUGUCACUAUGAGGUUGACCAUUUCUGUUUUUAGUGACACAUUUUGACAAUUAUUGAAUAGAUUGGCUUGGAAUUUGGUCCAUGCCCCCCCCCCCCCCCCCUCCCUCAGGAUGGAUGGAUUUAAAAGAGUAAUCCCUAACUAGGGAACCAGGAUUUUGUGUUGAUUUUUAUUUGCCAUGUUUUAAGAAUGAUGGAAUAGGGGGUCAGUUUGCUUGUGGAACAACCUUUCAGUCUGGCAGUGUUGAAAUGUAAGUCUGUUUCUCAUGCUCUAUACUGUUUUUAUUUCUUUGUAAGACUUUUGUACAUUUGUACCUACUAUUAAUAGUAUUAAAGACGGUAAUAAAGUGCAAUUCAGUGGCAGCUGUUUUGAUCAAGCCAGGUAUUGUUUCUUAAGUUUCUCUGGAAAGAGCCAGAUUCUUGAUUUGCAUUCAUUCUUCAUUUUAGAUGUUUGUAUAAUUACCUUUUACAGGAGUUACCUUUUGAAAAAAUAAAUGUAUGCUCUUUAAAAAUGA
Molecule: messenger RNA, 2127 nt
Organism: Gymnodraco acuticeps
Lineage: Eukaryota; Metazoa; Chordata; Actinopteri; Perciformes; Bathydraconidae
Product: target of EGR1 protein 1-like
Exons: 2
Coding region: 402-1130 (242 amino acids)
Biological process (GO): snRNA 3'-end processing
Cellular component (GO): Cajal body; cytoplasm
Molecular function (GO): 3'-5'-RNA exonuclease activity; snRNA binding
Source: RefSeq, a predicted model, not a curated record